Molecule: messenger RNA, 135 nt
Organism: Dentiscutata erythropus
Lineage: Eukaryota; Fungi; Glomeromycota; Glomeromycetes; Diversisporales; Gigasporaceae
Source: the annotation of a GenBank genome assembly
AUGUGGAUUAACGGUGAAGGCAGGUUGCAUAGUGGGAUUGUGCGAUCGCGUGUUCGAUCCGGCCUACAGGUAUUGGAGUUCUUUGGCCUUAUAAAUCCUGAGGUUGAAGCAUCAGGAUACACUGAUAGCUAUUAG